AUGCAAGACAUCACCAACGUGAACCAGACAAGCGCGACUCCCAACAUUAUAGACGAUUACAAGCCAAUGAAACCAAAGUUCAAAUUCCGAAAUAUGGACAAGCCGAUAACAAAGACGUUUGCCGAUAGCAAGAAAGAGAACAAAAAUCCCUUGCAGCACAUCCUAGACGCUAGCAGAGCCAAGUUGAAAGAGGUCAAGAUCCAAUUGCCUGGCGUCGCGAGCGAAGACGCUACACCCCCCUCGAUUGCUCCGCAAUCGACCUCGACGCCUCCGCGUGGAACCAACGCUAGAAAAGCAGUGCAUAUUUUUGAAGACAAAGCACCGCUGCAUGUGUCCCCCACGGCGAAUAAACGAACGGCGUCGGAUGACGCAGGGGCUAUGUUGCCGAAUAAGGUUCAGUCGACGCCAAAACUGAAGGAGAAGAAGGCGAUGUUGUUGAGACUGAAACUGCCACAGCGGAAACAAGAAGAAAAAGAAAAUGAAAAAGAUGAUGCAGGUGUCAAAGGGGAAGAGGAGCAAGAGGAUGAGUUGGCUUGUCAUGCUAACCAUAUACUUCGUAUGGCUAUCGACUCCACCAUGUUUGGUUCAUUCAACUCGACCACGUUGCCUCACUUGACUACUGUGAAUAAUAGCGAGUUUAACGACGACGAUACUGAAGACGAGGAUAGCAUAACUGGGGAGAGAAAAAGGGGCAGGAGCCGGUUAAUCAGCAAAGCCCCAGUUGAGAUCAACGAGGACGAUUUGCGGGCUGCAAUUGGGGAAUAA
Molecule: messenger RNA, 765 nt
Organism: Lodderomyces beijingensis
Lineage: Eukaryota; Fungi; Ascomycota; Pichiomycetes; Serinales; Debaryomycetaceae
Source: the annotation of a GenBank genome assembly